CUCAGUCUCUUUUUAGUUCUCCACUCCAAGGGCGCAUGCCUUUCUACGACAUUCUCUACUAAUUCCUUCAUCUACGGACGACUUCAUCAUCUCUUUUCCCUGCCUUUUCAACAUCGGAUCUGCAAACACGACCAUCUUCAUAAAGUUUUGUGAAAAGUCAUCUGCCUAUACUUGAAAGAUGGAGGCCGACAACGGGCGUGAAGACUCCUCGCCACACGAGAGGGAGCAAGAUGGACAGAAAAAGCACAAACCCUGCUCACGUAGAAUGAGUUUGGCUGACUCAGGAUCCCCUAAAACAGAUCAGGGAGAGGGUUCCUAUGACUGCUCCCUGCGUGGGGAAAGUUUCUCCCAGCCAUUGGAUCUUGCUUGCCAUCAGAAAACUCAUCCUGGAGAGAAGUCUCAGCACUGCUCAGAGUGUGGGAAAGUUUUUUCCUGCUUGUCCAAGUUGAAACGACACCAGAGAAUCCACUCCAGAGGGAAGCCUCAUGAAUGCCAACAGUGUGGGAAAAGCUUUUUUCAGAGUGGCGAUCUCAGGAUCCACCUCAGAACACACACUGGAGAAAGGCCUUACUAUUGCUCUGAGUGUGGGAAGACUUUCACUUCAUCUGGCAAUCUUAAAAGUCACCAGAGAGUACACACUGGAGAGAAGCCAUAUCCCUGCUCCGAAUGUGGAAAGUGUUUUCCCCAUUCUAGCGACCUUAAACCUCACCAGCGACGACACCACACUGGAGAGAAGCCAUAUUCCUGCUCCGAAUGUGGAAAGUGUUUUUCCCUGUGUAGCGACCUUAAAAGGCACCAGCGAAAUCAUACUGGAGAGAAGCCAUAUCCCUGCUCUGAGUGUGGGAAGACUUUCACUACAUCUGGCCAUCUUAAAAGGCACCAGAGAGUACAUACUGGAGAGAAGCCAUAUCCCUGCUCUGAGUGUGGGAAGACUUUCACUACAUCUGACAGUCUUCAAACUCACCAGAGAGUACAUAGUGGAGAGAAGCCAUAUCCCUGCUCUGAGUGUGGCAAGACUUUCACUACAUCUGGCAAUCUUAAAAGACACCAGAGAGUACAUACUGGAGAGAAGCCAUAUCCCUGCUCCGAAUGUGGAAAGAGUUUUUCCACGUCUGACGAACUUAAAACCCACCAGCGACGACACCACACUGGAGAGAAGCCAUAUCCCUGCUCCAAAUGUGGAAAGUGUUUCCCCCGGUCUAGCGACCUUAAAAGCCACCAGCGACGACACCACACUGGAGAGAAGCCAUAUCCCUGCUCCGAAUGUGGAAAGUGUUUUCAUGAGUACAGCGAACUUAAAUCUCACCAGAGAGUACACACUGGAGAGAAGCCAUAUCCCUGCUCCGAAUGUGGAAAGUGUUUUUCCCAGUCUAGCGGACUUAAAAUCCACCAGCGAGGACACCACACUGGAGAGAAGCCAUAUCCCUGCUCCAAAUGUGGAAAGUGUUUUACCAGUUCUAGUCAACUUAAAAUUCACCAGCAACGUCAUAAUGUUCCAGGAGCCCCUGUCCGACCAUCUCCUUCGGCAGAGUCUCCUGUUCCUCCCAAGGACCCCUCAACACUGCAAGUACCAUUGAAGGUUCUGAUACUACAGCUGGUGGACUGCCGCCAUGUACUGGGACGGAAUAGCACAUUGACACUACUGGGAAGAAAAGAACCGAGGCCGUAGUGAUGACCAUCCGUUAGCAUCAAAUAUGUAUCCCAAGUCCCCUUCAAGGAAAGAUGAAGCUUAAAAAACGAGAAAAACUACAGAGGGGAAAUAUGCACAAAUUGAAAUAUGCACACACAUUAAGGGGAUUGGUGAACUUUAUCUCUGCAGUUUUAGUUUCUAUCUUAUGCAUUUCAUGUAUUCUAUUUUUUAACACUUUAUGCACUCUAUCACAGUUUUACGUUUGUUUUAUGUGAAUCACUGUGCAUAUAAUGUCUUUGUGUACUUAAUUUCUUUGGUGUUAAGAACUUUGAGCUGCAUUUUUUUGUACGAUAGGUGCUAUACAAAUAAAGUUUUGUAUUAUUAUUAUUA
Messenger RNA from Clupea harengus (Atlantic herring), 2020 nucleotides. RefSeq names its product zinc finger protein 883-like. Gene Ontology annotation, molecular function: DNA-binding transcription activator activity, RNA polymerase II-specific; RNA polymerase II cis-regulatory region sequence-specific DNA binding. Gene Ontology annotation, biological process: regulation of transcription by RNA polymerase II. The transcript is spliced from 4 exons. The record is from RefSeq and is a predicted model, not a curated record. The coding region runs from base 179 to 1669 and encodes 496 amino acids. NCBI's taxonomy places the organism in Eukaryota, Metazoa, Chordata, Actinopteri, Clupeiformes, Clupeidae. Gene Ontology annotation, cellular component: nucleus.